Molecule: messenger RNA, 1785 nt
Organism: Mytilus trossulus (common blue mussel)
Lineage: Eukaryota; Metazoa; Mollusca; Bivalvia; Mytilida; Mytilidae
Exons: 15
Coding region: 1-1785 (594 amino acids)
Biological process (GO): lipid transport
Molecular function (GO): lipid carrier activity
Source: RefSeq, a predicted model, not a curated record
AUGGCCAAGUUUUCUUUUGACAUAACACCACAUGGAGAAAUACUGCGAGUGUACCAUCCAGCUAAUGAACAAACUGAUGUACUAACUGCAAAGAAGGGUUUUGUUUCACUUUUAGCAGCUAAACUUCAUUAUGACAAAGAGAAUGAACAAUCUAGAACUGAAUGGAGUUAUCAAACAGAAGAGUUUGGAAAUGAAGGGCAUCAUAAUGCUACAUAUUCAGUUGUCAGAACAUCUACUGGUAUUGAAUUUAAGAAGACGAGACAAAGUACUCCAAUACCAAAUGCCAAAGGACGUCACAUGAAGACUUUGCAUUUUGAUCAUGACCUAGGAACCAUUCACAGAGUACUUGUUGAAGAGGAUUUUUUAUCCCCUCAAAUUUCACCAGAUUUUGAUCCAUACCACAACAUGAGGAAUUUUAAGGCUGUUAAUGACUUCAAUUCUAUUGAUUAUCCGACAAUGAAUGCUACAAAUCAUGGUGAAUUAAAUUUUCUAACAAGACAGACUGUGAAAGAAGUUAAAUUCAGACCAGUAGAUAAAGUGGUGAAUGCCAGUCUACAUGUAACUACUUAUGACAAGGCAGCUCAUUCUGAUAAGACUAUUCAAGAGUUAAAAGAAAUCAUCAAAGACAGUGUGGAUUGUAUUAGAGAUGAACCUGAACAAGGAUCAAGAAAAGUUUUAACAUGUUUUCAUGAAUUGGUGGAAGCUACAGGAAGUCUUACUGAUGAAGAACUCGAUAACAUAGCUAAGGGAUACUUUAUUAUUCUUAAACCUGUCUCCAAGAAAGCCAAGGAAAGUAUAGAGAUAAUGAUAGAUGCCUUUGCAGUUCUGUCCAACAACCAUGUGCAGGGACUGCUGACAAACAUGAUCAUCAGAAAUCAGAAACCGCAGGAGAACUUCAUAAUGAGGCUUGUGUCACAUGUGUCAGGAUAUGACAAUUCUCCUGAUGAGAGUAUAAUAAAUGGUAUGGUUGACCUGUGUUUCCACAAAGAGAAGUUCCCUAAGUAUCUGUACACUGGAGAUCUAUAUAACAGAGUACUUUUAGCACUUGGUUCCGUUGUACACAAGCUGGCCAAAGGUGGACAGAUAGAAAGGGCAACAGAUAUUAUAGACAAAGUUCAUAGUAUGAUAGGACUGCAUGAUCCAUGGACUUACAAAUCUAAACGUUCCAUUCAAACUGAUAUAGAGAAAGAGCAGUAUGACCACACACAUGUUGUUCUCCUAGAGACGUUAGGAAAUGCUCGAAUGGAUGCUUCAUACGAUAUAAUCUUUUCACAUAUUAAUUCUACUAAUUCACCAUGGAUUAAAAGAGCUGGUGUGCAUGCUCUUAGAAAAUACCAGCAUCAAAUGGCUGCUGAUGCCAUGUUACAGUCAGCUUUAUAUGACGAAGAUGAAAAUGUUAGAUAUGAAGCUCUAUUGAUGUACCAGGCUCAUCCAAAGUCAAGAGUUGUUACACCUCUCAAUAAAAGAUCUGCAGAUAACAGUAUAGCUAUAACAGAUCCCUAUGCCUCAGAUAUUGAUGUACAAGCCCAUCACAGAAGUCGUAGGGGAUUCUGGGAAGGUCUGAAGUUUAAAUUAGCUGCUCCAGCUGUUAAUUGGCAGAAGAGAAUUGGGACUGCAGCACUUGGAGCUUCCUUUGGAGUUAUAAUGGAGAAUUAUUUGGAUUUGUUAAUUUCCUCACUAAGAGGUCACUUUAAAGUGAGUGUCCAUGAUGAGGUGUAUGCCAUGGUUCAUGUUGGAUUAGUUGGUAUAAACCUACUCUAUUUUCUAUUUUACCAGCUCCACUAA